AUGCCGGUCAGGAAACCGAGCAGAUAUGGCUCCAAUGUGCGGUUUUCCAAAGAUUCGUCUCGACGACCCCGGACGAAAACCGUCGAUGCAUCCUCACUCCGCGCUACGGAAGGAACCUCACAAGAUGAAAAGAUCCAAGCCACGCGACUGGCAAACAGCAUAGAUGAGGCUAUGGGAUUUCCCAGAUAUGAUGCAGGAAGGAAAAGAGUCGGGUGGCUCUAUAACAUGCAUAGUACAACAAUCGAAGAUUCCAAGGUCCCAGGCGGCCGUGCGGGAGUCGACUUCUACUUCAUCGGGGACAAUGGCGAAAACUUCAAAGCCACGGUCGAAUAUGACCCAUACUUCCUGUUGGCCGUGAAAAGAGGGAGAGAAGCCGAGGUGGAGGAGUGGUGCAAAAGAAUGUUUGAAGGACUAGUCAAGUCAGUGUCUCGCGUUUCGAAAGAGGAUCUACAAAUGCCAAACCACCUGCUCGGAUACAAACGCACAUUCUUGAAGCUGACGUUCGCCAAUGUUUCCGAUCUGCUGUCCGUCAGGAGAACGAUAAUGCCUAUCGCCGAGAAGAACAAGGAGAAAGUGAAUGCCAUGGAUACUUACGCGGAGGUUGCAAGUGCCAACGCAGGUUUCGAUAUCUAUGACGAGGAAAACGCUGGCAACACACGCUCGAGCGGGGUUGCUGACGCCAGCGAUUUUAUCCUCGACAUCAGGGAGUACGACGUGCCCUAUCACGUCCGUGUGGCCAUUGACAAAGAUAUCCGCGUUGGAAAAUGGUACACAGUGGAGGCAAAACAUGGCUCAGUGUCUCUGACGUGUCUCGAAGAGCGGUUGCAAAGGGCCGAUCCGGUGGUGCUCGCCUUCGAUAUUGAAACGACCAAACUACCUCUCAAAUUCCCUGACUCAGUCAUCGACCAGGUUAUGAUGAUAUCGUACAUGAUUGAUGGGCAAGGAGUCCUCAUCACGAACCGAGAAAUUGUCUCCGAGGACAUCGCAGAUUUCGACUACACCCCAAAAGCCGAAUAUGAAGGCCCAUUCAUCAUCUUCAAUGAACCAAAUGAACGCGCGGUCCUUGAACGGUUCUUUGCUCACAUAAAAGAGGCACGACCGAACGUUAUCGCCACCUACAACGGUGAUUUUUUCGACUGGCCGUUUGUCGAAGCAAGAGCCAGUGUCCUGGGAAUCGAUAUGUAUGCGGAGAUCGGCUUCCGCAAAAACGGCGAAGAUAUCUAUCAGAGCGACUAUUGUGUCCAUAUGGACUGCUUUGCUUGGGUCAACCGAGACAGUUACCUGCCUCAGGGAAGUCGAGGCUUGAAGGCAGUGACCGUUGCUAAACUAGGUUACGACCCAGACGAGUUGGAUCCCGAGCUCAUGACUCCUUACGCAAGCGAACACCCACAGAUACUGGCCGAGUACUCGGUGUCCGAUGCCGUGGCAACCUACUACCUGUACAUGAAAUACGUCCAUCCUUUCAUCUUUUCUCUCUGUACGAUCAUUCCACUCAGUCCCGACGAGACGUUGCGCAAGGGAACGGGCACUCUCUGCGAGAUGCUGCUGAUGGUACAAGCGUACCAGAAAAACAUUGUGUUGCCGAACAAACACUCGGAACCGCGGGAAGCGUUCUGGGAAGGUCAUCUACUCGAUUCAGAGACAUAUGUCGGCGGCCACGUUGAAAGUAUCGAAGCAGGUGUCUUUCGCGCGGACAUACCAGUCAACUUCGCUAUCGACCCAACGGCCAUCGAUGAGUUGUUGCGUGAUUUAGACGCGGCCCUCAAGUUCUGCAUCACCGUCGAGGAGAAGAAGUCAUUGGACGACGUAAUGAAUUAUGAAGAAGUCCGGGCUCAGAUCAGCGAGAAGCUGGUUUCCUUGAAAGAAACGCCAAAUCGAAACGAACGCCCUUUGAUAUAUCAUCUGGAUGUUGCUUCCAUGUAUCCCAAUAUCAUGACGACCAAUCGCUUGCAGCCUGAUUCUAUGAAGGCUGAGGCCGACUGUGCGGCUUGCGAUUUCAAUCGCCCGGGAAAGACCUGCGACCGACGUCUACCAUGGGCGUGGAGAGGGGAGUUCUUGCCGACCAAGAGAGAUGAGUACAACAUGAUACGCCGAGCUGUCGCCAAUGAGACCUUUCCGGGGAAAUUCGCAAAGUCGGCCAGAAGGACAUUUCAAGAACUUAGUCUUGACGAACAAGCUGCAACCGUGCGGAAGAGACUCCAGGAAUAUUCCAAGAAGAUCUACCACAAGAUUCAUGAUUCGAAAACGAUCGAACGGGAGGCUAUCAUUUGCCAGCGAGAGAAUCCAUUCUACGUGGAUACUGUGCGUGACUUCCGUGACCGACGGUAUGACUUCAAAGGCCAGCAGAAGGUCUGGAAGGGCAAGACUGAAGCUCUCAAAUCAGCGAAUGCCACCGCGCAGGAGAUCGAGGAGGCGAAGAAAAUGAUUGUUCUUUACGACUCUCUCCAGCUCGCUCACAAGGUUAUCCUCAAUUCGUUCUACGGUUAUGUGAUGCGGAAGGGUUCAAGAUGGUAUUCCAUGGAAAUGGCAGGCGUUACCUGCCUCACUGGUGCUCACAUUAUCCAGAUGGCUCGAGAGCUUGUCGAACGCAUCGGUAGACCGCUGGAGCUCGAUACGGACGGUAUCUGGUGCAUGCUUCCAGCGACCUUUCCGGAAAAUGUUGUUUUCAGCCUGAAGAACGGGAAGAAGAUGGCAAUCUCAUACCCCUGUGUCAUGCUCAACCAUCUCGUUCACGGGCGGUUUACCAACCAUCAGUACCAGACUCUCGUGGACCCCGUGACGUUCAAAUACGAAACGACCAGCGACAAUUCGAUUUUCUUUGAAGUUGAUGGGCCUUACAAGGCAAUGAUUCUACCCACUUCGAAAGAAGAAGAUAAAAACUUGAAGAAGCGAUAUGCUGUCUUCAACCAUGAUGGCAGCCUGGCUGAGCUGAAAGGGUUUGAGGUCAAACGAAGAGGUGAAUUGAAGCUCAUCAAAAUCUUUCAGACCCAGAUCUUCAAGUUCUUCUUGGAAGGAACUACUCUGGCAGAAACAUAUGGUGCUGUUGCUCGGGUUGCGAACAGAUGGCUUGAUGUACUACACCAGCACGGUUCGACUCUCGCGGACGAGGAGUUGAUCGAUCUCAUUUGCGAAAACAAAAGCAUGACCAAGACCCUUGAAGAAUACGGAGCUCAGAAGUCCACCUCCAUCACCACCGCGAAGCGAUUGGCCGAGUUCCUGGGAGAUCAAAUGACCAAGGACAAAGGCUUGAAUUGCAAGUACAUCAUUUCGGCAAGACCCAGAAACACCCCCGUCACUGAUCGAGCUAUUCCGGUUGCAAUAUUCUCCGCCGAAGAGGGCGUAAAACGAUACUUCCUGAGGAAAUGGUUGAAAGAGGAUCCCGCAGACAUGGAUCCUAGGACGGUGAUCGACUGGGACUAUUACCUGGAACGUCUCGGGUCUGUAAUUCAGAAGCUCAUCACCAUCCCAGCGGCUUUACAGAAGAUCAGAAAUCCAGUGCCUCGGGUUGCGCAUCCCGAAUGGCUUCAGAAGCGGAUCAACGUGAAGGACGACAAGUUCAAGCAAAAGAAGGUGACUGAUCUGUUUGAGAAGAAGCCACUGGCUGAGCGGUCGGUCAAUCUCCUUGACCAUCGACUUGCUGCGUCAGGCGACAUUGAGGAUGCUUUAAAUUCGUCGCUAGAGCCGACUAUGCAGCUCAAUAAGCCAGCCAAGAGAAAAGCCGACGAAGCUGCCCACCUGUCACUUGUUGAUCCUUUUGCGACACUGCCUCCUAAUCCUCCCGCAAUCGACGAAGACUACAGCGGCUGGCUGGACUACCAGAAACAGAAGUGGAAGAUUCAGAAACAGGCAAGGGCCCGACGCCGUCAACUAUUCGGCGAGCGACCAAAUGCUGCCACAGAUUCAAUUAGCAGCUUUUUCCGCAACCAAGCUGAGUUGCUGUACAUCAACACCUGGCAUGUUCUUCAGCUGCGUCAAGGUGAUUCACCCGGCGAGGUCACAGCCUUUGUGGCAAUCGGAAAGAAGAUUCAUGCAUUGAAGAUUAAAGUGCCUAGGACACUCUACCUCAAUCUUAAAGGCGACGAGCUCCCGAAUGUGGAGGUUCCUGGUUGUGAAGUUGAGAAAGUCAACCACACUCUGCCGAACGGCCACCCGUCGGUCCACUUGUUCCAAUUGACCAUGGCGGAAGACGUUUAUCUACGAGAGUCCGAGUCUAUCUCGUUGCUCUGUAAUCACCCCAGCGUCGAAGGCGUCUAUGAACGUCAACUGCCCCUGUUCAUGCGUGCAUUGCUUAAAUUGGGCAAUAUGUGCUCGUUUGACGAGGAGCAGAAGGGUGUACUUGGGAAAGGCCUCGAGAAUGGCUUUGACUUAUCGGCACUGCUGAGGAAUCCCUCGCAGUCGACGUACCUGGAGGAACCCAGCUCCUUUGCGUACGUCUAUGUCUACCAUGUGGCUGCGGGAGAUAGAAACGUGUUUGCUCUAUUCUCUACCGCCAGGUCCGACGCACACAUAGUUGUCCUGAGCCGAAGCCGUGACGCCCAACUUCCCAACGCCGACAAGAUUUACGCCGAGCAAUACAGACAGAAGUCCCCGGAGAAUGCGCUGGUGGACGAGAUUUUCCAGUACCAAUCCAACCUGACCUUCAAGGUAUCUCAGGUCACCACGAAGCGGAAAGCAAACCUGGAGAUUGCAGACGUGCUCAAACAGUGGCGAUCUGACGAGUCGAAGCCGACGGUCCUGCUCUUGCAGACGACCUCGCAUAAGCAAUUGGUUCACGACAUCCGCAUCAUGAAGGACUAUCCUGUACUGUCUUUACCAACAGAGCAAGCCGACGCAGACUUGCCUUCACUGGGAUGGCAGGGAUAUGCUUUCAAACAGUUGAUUUCUCACUAUUUUAACGUCGCGGGCUGGCUCACACACCUGAUCGAGCUUGCACGAUAUGGUGAAGUACCACUAUGCAACCUGGAAAAGGAUGAUCCUCGAUUCCUUAUCGACCUGGCCUAUGCGCGACGGCUGAAGAGGGCCAAUGUCGUGCUCUGGUGGUCGGAGCAACCACGACCAGAUCAUGCUGGUUAUGAACGGGACGAUAUUCUAGGUCCACUCACCGAGGUGGUUGAGAUGCCCGCGAUUAACAAUCCCGGCGCCUAUACGUCGGUGUGUGUGGACGUGACCGUGCAAAAUCUGACCAUCAACACUAUCUUGACGUCGUCCAUCAUCAACGACCUCGAAGGCUCUGCCGAGUCUGUAGCCUUCAAUCCUGCCGGCGAAGAAGACCCAAUUGCCAAUGCUAGCAUGGUGAAAUCGAAUGGGGGCUUCGCUCAGGCGGCGCUCGAAGUACUGCGAGAAAUGGUGAAAGCAUGGUGGGCAGAAGCAUGUCGAGGCAACCGAUUGGCAGAUGUGAUGGUGUCGCACUUGGUGCGGUGGGUAGAGGCGCCUGCAUCGUGUCUCUACGACCGUCAUCUGCACUACUAUGUGCAAAUGAUGUCGAAGAAGGCGCUGCAACAAUUGAUUACGGACUUCCGGCGCGUCGGGUCCCAAGUCGUGUUUGCCAGUUCCACGAGACUGCUUCUGCAGACAUCCAAACAAGAGGUGGAGAACGCGUACGCGUACUCACAGUACAUUCUGAAGUCGAUUCAGCAGAAGCCCCUGUUUCAUUUCCUGGGACUUGAGGUCAAGGAUUACUGGGACGUCCUCCUUUGGUAUGACGCAUACAACUAUGGAGGGAAAGGGACUUCGACAAUCACCGAAGGAACCAGCAACGCAGACCUCGAGACAAUCGUCCACUGGCAGCUUUCACAGUUUCUUCCGGUUCCAUUACAAUCUGUUUUCGACGACUGGGUCAUCUCCUUCAUCGACUUGCUGCACAGUUUGAAGAGGCCCGCCAACACGUCGUCGGCGACCCCUCGAGCAACACAGGUGCCGUCCGGGUUCUUGAGUCUGACCGAAGACCCUACGAGCACUGAAGUGACGACAGUCCUACAGGACGACUUCUCCAAGCCAUUGAAGAAGCAAAUAACGGCGCUGAUCCGACGGCAGCGCGAAGAAAUGCUCCAUCCCGAACUUGCCAGUGACUGGUCUUUCCCUUCGUUGCCCGGGGGCACAUUGGAAGCAACUGACACACGCCACUCGCGCGAUCCUGUUCUCGAGCUGGUCAAAGGCUUGAUGCAGAUCAUUUCGUUGUCGAAACCGCUCCAACUAGAAGCUCGACUGCUGCGGAAAGAACUGCUAGCCCUCUUCGACGUGCGCGAGUUUGGCCGUGAAGCUCGAUUCGAGAACCCCAGCGCCAGUCUUCGCUUCGAGAAUCUAGUCUGCGACACGUGUACCAUGACGAGAGAUCUGGAUUUGUGUCGAGACGAAGAUGUUCUGCCUGACCCCGAAAGCGGGCCCGAAGAUGCAGCCAACAAACCCUGGAGGUGUCCAGCGUGCCAGAGUGAAUACAACAAAAUCGCACUCGAGGAGAACCUGAUUGCGCGGGUGCAGGCGUCGCUGUUGAGCUGGCAGAUGCAAGACUUGAAAUGCAAGAAAUGCGGCACUCUGCAAGGUGACGACUCUCUGUUCCAUGAUCACUGCACUUGUGGUGGCGAAUGGACGGGGACUAUGGAUAGAGGCGACAUCCGUUCAAACAUGAGGGUGAUGGAGAGGGUGUCUUCGGCCUACGGUUUGCGUAUGCUCUCGGGGGUUCUUGAAGGCGUGAAGACGAUGUGUAUGACUUGA
This is a messenger RNA of Capronia coronata CBS 617.96, 6711 nucleotides long. Its product is annotated as DNA polymerase epsilon catalytic subunit A. Gene Ontology annotation, cellular component: nucleus; epsilon DNA polymerase complex. The transcript has a single exon. Lineage: Eukaryota; Fungi; Ascomycota; Eurotiomycetes; Chaetothyriales; Herpotrichiellaceae. Gene Ontology annotation, molecular function: zinc ion binding; nucleotide binding; DNA binding. Gene Ontology annotation, biological process: mitotic cell cycle; leading strand elongation; nucleotide-excision repair, DNA gap filling. The record is from RefSeq and is a predicted model, not a curated record. The coding region runs from base 1 to 6711 and encodes 2236 amino acids.